Pneumocystis jirovecii RU7 is the source of this 1281-nucleotide messenger RNA. RefSeq lists its product as uncharacterized. The record is from RefSeq and is a predicted model, not a curated record. The transcript has 8 exons. Gene Ontology annotation, molecular function: RNA binding; double-stranded DNA binding. Bases 1 to 1281 code for a protein of 426 amino acids. Lineage: Eukaryota; Fungi; Ascomycota; Pneumocystomycetes; Pneumocystales; Pneumocystaceae. Gene Ontology annotation, biological process: poly(A)+ mRNA export from nucleus; transcription elongation by RNA polymerase II; post-transcriptional tethering of RNA polymerase II gene DNA at nuclear periphery. Gene Ontology annotation, cellular component: transcription export complex 2.
AUGAUUAUUGAUGAUUUUUUCAAUAUGCUUUCACAUUUUUAUGAUGAAAAUAAUGGAAAUGGACUUUUGAGUCUUUUUAUUUUUGACGGUUCAAACACAGCAAUUAAUCUUCUACAAAAGGAAUUACGCCAACUAGGAACAUUUGAUUUUUCAGCAGAAUGCCAAAGAAGAUACGGGUCAUCAAAAAAUUUUUCAGAAUUUGUAAUAGCAUACUUAGAUUUUCUGAAAAAUGUUGUUUUUUCUGAUCUUGAAUCAUUUUAUAAAUUAUAUUAUCAUGUUUUUUUACAAUUUACUAACGCCUUUUCACAUGUUAAUGCUACAUGGCUUACUCCUCUUGUAAAAUACAUGUCUUCAAUUCUUACUAAAUUAUCAAUUCGGCUUGAUGAUUUAACACAUAAUCCGCAUCAAAGUGCAACAAAUGAAUCUUCUAGAGCAAUCUUUAGGUCAUUUAACAUUAUUUUGAGUGAUCGACAUCCUCUUCCAGACUCUAAGAAAGCUGCAGCACUAUAUACUGCAAACCUUUUGCUUCGUCUUUAUUUUAAACUUAAUCAAACACGUCUUUGUCAGACAAUCAGUGCAAAUAUUACUUCAUCGGGUGUAGAAUUUAGCUCUUAUCCUAUAUCAGAAAGGAUAGGAUUUAGCUAUUAUCUUGGUAGAUAUAAUUUAUACCAACAACAAAUUUCAAGAGCCCGGGGCCAUCUUUUAUUUGCAUUUGAUAAUUGUCUUUCAAUAAGUUAUAAAAAUAAACGGCUAAUUUUAAUAUAUUUGACAACUGCAUCUAUUAUAUUAGGAAUAUUUCCAUCAUCUGAACUUCUUUCAAAAUAUAAUCUUUCUCAAUAUUUUUCGCCUAUAAUAUCCAGUUUAAUUAAAGGAGAUCACAGAAAAUUUUCAGAACAUAUAAACCAUGAUCUUAUACGUUCUUGGUUACUGAAAAAACAGAUAUUUUUGAUAAUUCGUGACCAUUGUGAAAUUCUUCUAUGGAGAAGUUUAUUUCGUACAUCAUUUUUGAUAACUCGUGAUCCUUCACAAAAACCUCCACGUAUUAAACUUGAAGACUUGUUAAUAGCUGCAAGAUGGGCUAAAAAUGACGAUACAUAUGAUUUGUUAGAUGUUGAAUGUGUCUGUAUCUCAUUACUAGAUCAAAACUAUUUACAAGCAUAUAUUUUACAUGCUUCUAAACUUCUUGUUCUUAAACGUGACGAUACUCAUGGGUUUCAAAAAAUUAGCAAUGUUAAAGCUUUACAAGCAGCACAUGAUGAUGAUGUAACCUUUGGUUGGUAA